UGCACGCCGACCCAUCUUAGGCCGUGGCGUGUGAAUGUGGCUGAUGUUGCGAACACUGUGGCUUUGACGCUAGGCUGAGCUAUCGCGGAGGUUCAACGCGACAAAGGACGCGCUGCACCGUACGUCAACCUUGCGCAUCGCCAUCGGUCACGCCCUCGCCGUCACCACCCCACAAUCCGAUCGGUCUUUCCAUGUUGGUCGAGUAAGAAUAGUACACGGCAAGAACAGCCGCAAUGGAGCGUGAAUACCAUCGCCCAGACUUUGAGGGAGGGCUGCGACCUCGACCGAAGCGAGCGGUGACCGACUAUGGCUCAACGACAGUGCAAUGGUUGCGCAAUCGGCGCCCGCGAUACAAGAAUGCUCCCAUGGCGGAGAUGGAACGGCCAAGUGCAAGUUAUAUUGUCGACAUGCAGCCUCCAGCAGCACGCGUCGCCAGCGCAGCCGAGUCGAUACCAGCCAAAGCCGUGCAUUCUUCCCUGAACAAAGUCAAACACCCCAUAAACGUGGUCAAAUGGACCCCAGAAGGUCGGCGACUGCUCACCGGCUCAACCAGCGGCGAGUUCACUCUGUGGAACGGAAUGGGCUUCAACUUCGAAACUAUCAUGCAGGCUCACGAGGCUGCAAUUCGAGCUGUCGAAUACACAUCCACCGACGACUGGCUCUUGUCAGCAGAUCAGACAGGUGUCGUCAAGUACUGGCAGACAAACUUCAACAACGUCAAAGAGAUACAGGCUCACACGGAAGCGGUACGGGGGCUCUCCAUUGCACCCACAGACACCAAGUUCGUGACAUGCGCCGAUGACACCACACUGAAGAUCUGGGAUUUUGCGUCGAGCACAGAAGAGUCGACGUUGACAGGACAUGGAUGGGAAGUCAAGUCGGUUGACUGGCAUCCGCACAAGGGUCUGCUAGUAUCAGGGUCAAAGGAUCACCAAGUCAAGUUCUGGGAUCCGCGGACAGGGCGCUGUCUUACGACGCUUCAUGGACAUAAAAACCCAAUAUCAAAAACCAUGUUCGAGCCCGUCCAAGGAAACAUGCUAGCAACAUGCGCCCGUGAUCACACAGCCCGCAUCUUUGAUCUUCGAAUGAUGCGCGAUGUCUUGCUGCUGAAGGGACACGAGAAGGAUAUUAUUACAAUGGCCUGGCACCCGAUGCACAAGAACCUGCUGUCCACUGGUGGUGUCGAUGGUAGCAUACACCACUAUCUCCUCGACGAGCAAAACCCUCCUGCUGGUGUCGCACCGUCAAUAUCGCCUUACGACGCUGCCGAUUCACAAAACGCGCCCUCACAAACUAUAUACCCCGCACAUAGCCUGCAAUACGCCCACGACUUCACAGUCUGGACAAUGGAUUGGCAUCCACUGGGCCACAUCCUUGCAUCCGGUUCCAACGACAGGGUCACGCGUUUCUGGACACGGCCGCGGCCAGGCGACACAAACUACAUCAACGACCGCUAUCAUAUUGGCCAAGCUGCGGCAGAGGCACAAGGUACGUUCGACCGUGGCCAGGGCAGGCGGCAGAAAAUGGAAGAAGAAGAGCAGGAAGCCGAGGACGAGGCCGAAGGCCUAGUCGAUCAGAAGAUGCCGUCAAAGAACCCCGCUGGUGGUUUCCUGCCUCCUGGUCUCUCAUUACCAGGACUCAAUGCAGCGCCAGACGGUACAUCCAGUUCUCUACCCGGUAUUGGCGGGGCAAAUCAUCCUCCAGUACCUCCUCCACCAGGUAACAUGCCAUUCCCACCGCCAAACGGAGGGGGCCCGCCUAUGCCUCCUCUCAAUGGUAUGGACCCCUCUCGUCUUGCACAACUUAUCGCGUCGGGCUCCUUACCGCCACCUCCCAUACCUCACGGUCACGGUCCUCCACCGCCAAACGCUAACGGUCCUCCUCCACCCUUUCCACCAAACUUUCCCGGCUUCCCACAAGGCAUGCCACCCGGUAUGCCACCUUUUCCCCCAGGCAUGCCACCUCCAGGCUUCCCAGGCUUCCCUCCUCCGCCUGGUGGUAUGGCUGCUCCGCCACCAGGAUGGCCGGGCCCUCCUCCACCGCCACAACAGCAACAAGGAGGACCAAUGAGUGUAGGCGCAGAUGGUAUCAGGAGAAGAGCGCCGUUGCCGGAUCAGCAAGAUGCUUUGAAAGCAGAGAUGAAUCAGGGCCGAUACAGGAAAGCGAGGUAGAUUUUUGUCAUGGGUUGUUGGCAUAGAGAUGUACGAUCAAGUUACGUUGAAAGUCAACGAGCGUUGGCGUUACGACAUGGUACGGGACUCCAGCAAGAAAAGGCGUAAUAAUAGUAUCCUUUCAAUCGUCAACAAUACCCAAAUCUGUUCGUACAAGUUUUGACUACUAUUACACUGCCUACAGAUCCUCCGAUAAUCCAGCAUCGUCCAUGUCCUUGAUGAAUUCCACCUUAGCCACGUCUUUCAGCUCCAUAUCCCCCUUCACCAUCUUCUCUCCAUGAUUCCACAAUUCGUCUAUGAAAGCAGGAACAAAUGUCCCCGGACCUUUAACAUCUUCCCUCUGCGACGCAGUCUCCGCCGCGAUCUCGUAGUGCAACAGUCCUGCUACAGCAGCAAGCAGCUUAUCUUCACGAUAUGCUGCCAGAUAGGCAGAUAACGUUGUACCCAGUGUGCAUCCACUCCCUGUGAU
This is a messenger RNA of Alternaria alternata, 2640 nucleotides long. RefSeq names its product WD40 repeat-like protein. Lineage: Eukaryota; Fungi; Ascomycota; Dothideomycetes; Pleosporales; Pleosporaceae. The record is from RefSeq and is a predicted model, not a curated record. The transcript has 2 exons. Gene Ontology annotation, molecular function: protein binding. Bases 234 to 2171 code for a protein of 645 amino acids. Gene Ontology annotation, cellular component: mRNA cleavage and polyadenylation specificity factor complex.